Helianthus annuus (common sunflower) is the source of this 954-nucleotide messenger RNA. RefSeq lists its product as uncharacterized. The coding region runs from base 1 to 954 and encodes 317 amino acids. The record is from RefSeq and is a predicted model, not a curated record. NCBI's taxonomy places the organism in Eukaryota, Viridiplantae, Streptophyta, Magnoliopsida, Asterales, Asteraceae. The transcript has a single exon.
AUGUCGAAAAGGUUGUUUUUAAAAAUUGUGAGUGACGUGCAAGCGAAUAACUCAUGGUUUCAAGAGGGCGUGGAUGGGAGUAUGAAGAAGAGUUUUACACCGAUGCAAAAAGUUACAACGGCGAUUAAGCAACUUACAACCGGUAACCCUCCAGACGAGAACGAAGAGUAUUUAAAUAUGGCCGAAAGGACUUCACGUGAGUGUCUAGAAUAUUUUUGCGAAAUAUUAUGUAAUUUAUACGCUUCUAAGUUCUUACGUAGACUAACAAGCCACGACGUUGCGCUCUUGUAUCAAGCUCAUGAUGAUAAACAUCACCUUCCUUGGAUGUUGGGUAGUCUUGAUUAUACACAUUUUGUUUGGAGAAUGUGUCCAACAGAGUUGCGGGGCCAAUAUAUGAGGGGGGAUCACAGGUACCCGACAAUUAUGCUCGAAGCGGUGGCCUCUCAAGAUUUGUGGAUUUGGCAUGCUUUUUGUGGUCCACCAGGUUCACAAAACGACAACAACGUGCUCCAACAAUCUCCGUUCUUUCUUACUCAACAAAAUGGAACUGCAGUAAAAUGCCCAUUUUAUGUGAAUAACCACUUGUACAACCGCGGAUACUAUCUUACCGAUGGAAUCUACACUACUUGGUCCGUGUUUGUGAAAUCAUUUCCGUAUCCUCACAUUGUGAAAGAAAAGAAGUUCAAGAGGCAACACGAGACGGCAAGAAAAGACAUGGAACGGGCUUUUGGUGUUUUAAAGGCAAAAUUGGGUGUACUUAAUCGACCAAUGCGUGCUAUGAGUGUAAAAAAGAUUAGGAAUGUCGUAUAUGCGUGCAUUAUUAUGCAUAACAUGAUUCUAAUAGACGACGGAAACGUGAUUGCACCGGUACAUAUUCGGGAUCCUACAGUCGAGCCCGUUUUCGAUGAUAUUUUUUUAACGAGCUCAUUGAUGAAGCUACGCAUUAUAAACUAA